CGCGCGGGGCACGCCGGGAUCGCCGCGCGCCGAGCCGCGCCUCCCAUGGUGCCCCGCGGCGGCUGAAUGGGGCAGAGCCAAGAUGGCGGCGAGCGCGGCCCCGGCGGGCGGCGGGUCCCUGUUCGAGUGCCCCAGCUGGGCAGGGAAACCACCACCUGGCUUACAUCUGGAUGUAGUCAAAGGAGACAAACUCAUUGAGAAACUCAUCAUUGAUGAGAAGAAAUACUAUCUCUUUGGGAGAAAUCCUGAUCUCUGUGAUUUUACCAUUGACCACCAGUCUUGCUCUCGGGUCCAUGCUGCCUUGGUCUAUCACAAACAUCUCAAGAGGGUUUUCCUCAUAGAUCUGAACAGCACACAUGGCACGUUCCUGGGCCACAUCCGUUUGGAAGCUCACAAACCCCAGCAGAUCCCCAUUGACUCCACGGUUUCCUUCGGCGCCUCCACCCGCGCGUACACCCUGCGCGAGAAGCCGCAGACGCUGCCCUCGGCUGUGAAGGGGGAUGAGAAGAUGGGUGGUGAGGAUGAGGAGCUGAAGGGUUUGCUGGGGCUGCCAGAGGAGGAGACAGAACUGGAUAAUCUGACAGAGUUUAAUACAGCCCACAACAAAAGGAUCUCCACCCUGACCAUUGAGGAGGGGAACCUGGACAUCCAGAGGCCAAAGCGGAAGCGGAAGAACUCCCGAGUGACGUUCAGUGAUGACGACGAGAUCAUCAAUCCGGAGGACGUGGACCCGUCUGUGGGGCGGUUCCGGAACAUGGUACAGACAGCAGUGGUCCCUGUUAAGAAGAAGCGCCUGGAGAACGCGGGCUCGCUGCCCACGGACGAGUCGGCGUCGCGGCGCAUGCAGAGCUUCCCCUACAGCGGGGGGCUCUACGGGGGGCUGCCCCCCACCCACAACGAGGCGGGCUCGCAGCCCCACAGCGUCCACGGCACCGCGCUCAUCGGGGGGCUGCCCAUGCCCUACCCCAACCUCGCCCCCGAUGUGGACUUGACUCCAGUCGUGCCCUCCACAGUGAACAUGAACCCAGCUCCAAACCCUGCUGUCUUCAACCCUGAAGCUGUGAAUGAACCCAAGAAGAAGAAAUACGCCAAGGAGGCCUGGCCGGGCAAGAAGCCGACCCCGUCCCUGCUGAUCUGAGCUGGGCUGAGGGAGGGUAGGAGUUACAACUCCAGAAACUUUUCACGUGCGGUAUCGUCUUUUUAAAAUUUCAGUGUCCUAACAGAUGUAAUACCAAGAUUGGAGGAGUGAGAUAAUCCUUUAAAGAUCUGUCUUCAAAUGUUUUUAUAUGUCUGUUAUAAAAAAAAAUACAGCUCCCGUCUCCUUUUGAACCAAAACCCCUACAGCCUUUUCUUAGCCACCACUGUCCCAGAGGUCUUUGUGCUGAGUUUGGAGCCACAAGUCGAAGGGGCAGUCACACAGUUUCAUUAUCCCUUAUGGCAUGACCCUGCAGAUCCGUGUAUUUCAGUGCUGGGCUCGCUGUGGUGACGCUGUUCCUGCUGGACAUUCUCACAGCAGGGCAGCUCUGUCAAGAGAAAAUGUUUGUGGGGCCAAGCCUUGCAGAAUCCCAUUGGAAGGAGUUGUAAAACAUUGCAGAAUAUAGGUCAGCUUUUAUUUUUUAUAUUUUCAAAACCCCACCAAUGUGGGGCAUUGUCUUUUUUAUUAUUACUAUUAUUUUUAGUUUGGCUACAGCUUGUUUUAAUUUCCACAUAAAACACUAGAUCAUCCCAUGAGCCAUGAGGAAGCAGGUGGGUUCCUUAGCUGUGUUCCAGUUGCAGAAUGGGGUCUGUGGGAUGGAUACAGGCUGCAAACGGGGUGUCCAGCAGGAUCAGGCACUGUCUGCACUGUGCCAUGGUGACUCCCCUGGAUAACUCAGGGUGAAGUCAACACAGUGGAGUUUCUUUUAGACUUGGUGGCCUCUGUAACUUAAAUAGUUUCAUUUUUGUUUGCAAAGGGAACUUUUAAGUUUAGAGUAUAUGAGGUUCACCAAGACAAAAAGCUGGGAGGACUGGCGUGUUCCCCACACUAAGAUUUUGGCUGCUGGGAACUGCAGGUGAGAAUUGAGUGCUACUGAGAGCCAGAAUAGGAAUUCUCAGUGGACUUGGGUUGUUGCUCAAGCCCUUUAGUUCCUUGGGUUUAUAUUUGAAAAUUAUUCACAUACUCAGACACAUUGUGGCUCUACUUGAUGCAAGGGAAGGCCAGAGCUUUAUUAUUCUUAAGUUUGUUCUGGAUUUUUGUACACACUCUUAAAGCAGUUCAGCUACAAGUCACAUUCCUUUGCUGUUUGGGGGAUCCAGGGAACGUGCACUGAAAGGAGAGCAUGUACCUGGCUGUUCACUGUGUGCAGGACUGCAGCUGCCUGGGGAGGUGGUGCCAGGUUGUUGGAUCAGGGCUCUGUUCCAGUGGGGUGGGAUGCUGGAUGGUGCUGGAUCAGGCUCUGUUCCAGUGGGGUGGCAUGCUGGAUGGUGCUGGAUCAGGCUCUGUUCCAGUGGGGUGGGAUGCUGGAUGGUGCUGGAUCAGGGCUCUGUUCCAGUGAGGUGGGAUGCUGGAUGGUGCUGGAUCAGGGCUCUGUUCCAGUGAGGUGGGAUGCUGGAUGGUGCUGGAUCAGGGCUCUGUUCCAGUGGGGUGGCAUGCUGGAUGCACCAGACCCUUUCAGACAGAUGCCCCAAAAUCUGUGAGUUCUGCUCUGCAGUGAUUGCUUCUAUCAUGUCCCUGAGGUGCCAGCAGGAAGCUGCCCAGCUCACAAGAGCCAUGGCUUUAGAGACUGCUCUGUUCCCUCCCCACCCCAUCACCUCCAGCUCAGACUGUUCCUCGUGUGGAUUCAGCACCUGCUCCAUGAUCCAGCUGUGCUGCUCUGUGUUUAAGUUGCCAUUAAUGGUUCAGCUGUUGGGCAUUUGCUCUGCUUCCCAGUGCUCCCACAAUAACUCAAAAUCUUCCUCUUUAGUCUGGCCUCUAUGAUUUUCAUUUCCCAGCCAGUUGCUUUCUGAAGGCAACUCUUUAGAGUAAGACUAGUCAGGACAAACAAAAGUUGAGCAGGUUUCCUUCUUUUUCUUUUGGUUUUUUUUUUUUUUUUAAUUUUGGGGGGAAGAGGGUUGGGUUGGGGGAUUUUUGGGAUUUUUUUUUGCAAGUGGCUCUUAGCAAGAUUUUUCUUGACAAGGGAAACUUCACUGCUCGUUUUUUAAAGCUCUUCUCCUCUCAGACUCUGAACCAGCUCUUAUUAUUUCAGAGCUCAGGGGCCACAGCUGGCCACGAGGGGACAGGAACAUCGAGGGGCUUUGUACAGACAUUUGUACACUUGUGUAAUAUGUAAUAGGCCUUUUCACACUUCUGUUGAGCUUUUUACCUGUAACCUUUACUAUGUUGUAAAUUAAAUGCAGAUUUUGCCAGG
Messenger RNA from Motacilla alba alba, 3386 nucleotides. It is a transcript of the gene PPP1R8, whose product is annotated as protein phosphatase 1 regulatory subunit 8. The transcript has 7 exons. Gene Ontology annotation, cellular component: nuclear speck. Gene Ontology annotation, molecular function: protein serine/threonine phosphatase inhibitor activity; protein binding; mRNA binding. The record is from RefSeq and is a predicted model, not a curated record. Bases 83 to 1138 code for a protein of 351 amino acids. NCBI's taxonomy places the organism in Eukaryota, Metazoa, Chordata, Aves, Passeriformes, Motacillidae.